Spirodela intermedia is the source of this 3338-nucleotide messenger RNA. NCBI's taxonomy places the organism in Eukaryota, Viridiplantae, Streptophyta, Magnoliopsida, Alismatales, Araceae. The record is from the annotation of a GenBank genome assembly.
AUGAGGGUCGGAAGGGUGUACCGCGAGCUGGUCAAGUCGUUGGAAAAGCACGUCGGGACAAGCGGCAAGAACAAGCACUUCAGAGAUUUCGUCGCCGGCGAGUUUCGUAGGAACUCUCGGCUGUCUGAUGAAGCUGCAGCGCAGAGAGAACUGAAGCUUGCACGAGAUUACACUUUCCUGCUUAACAGUGUCCAUCACCAUAAGGUUGGCUCCAUUUAUCAAUAGUUCCCGAUCUCUCCUACUGCAGGAAAUCAUGAUGCAAUCUUGCUGUUCAUUUCUUGGUGAAACGUAUGUCUUUCCAAGGGUGAUUUUUAUUCUGCACGAUUAGUUACUAUCUAGGUCAACUUUACUUCCAAUGUCUGUAAAAGUUUCGUAUCUGUUUCUAUUGGAAUUUUUCGCCACUGAGGGAGAAUUUACGCAAAGACUGUAACACAAAUGUGCGAGGAGGGCCGUGGUGAAGGAAUAGUGUUUUAUGCUAAGAUUGACACCACUAAUGGAAGGAUCUAAACAUCAACUAAGAAGUCUAAAAUGAAUCAGUAGACAUUGAGAUUUGGUGAAGACGGUAUCUCUGUUCAAUUAUCUGUGCUCUUUCUUUAUUCCGGCCUGCUUGAUAAUCUUCUGAACCCAGAUGAUGCGUGUCUUUUCAUGGAUUAUUUUUAGAAUGACAUCUCCACACUAAUGGCGUAUUUUCGAGAGAUUUGCGAUCGUUUUAAUGAGCAGAUAAAUGCCAUAUACCAAGAGCUAUGUCAUCAGGGAAUACAUAUGCUGACUAUUGAACUCUUUGAACUACUUUGGAAUGCAAAUGUACAGUAAGGCGUUUCAAGUGGAUUUCAAAAGACAAACUCCUACCCCAUUUUAUGACAAUAAGUUCAAAUUAUUAUGAGUUCUUGGAUCAAUCAACUAUGCCCACUCAUGUUUAUUGAGGCUAUCUUAUUAUUAAAUGAAGAUCGUCCACACAGAAAACAAUGAUCGUGUCACGAUAAAUCUACCUACGAGUUUGAGUGUUCCCUGGUACAGGUAAUACUUUCAGUGUGGCUGCAUACAUGAAUAUUCACCCAUUGUUAGAAUGUAGACCGCAUAUGUAUAGAGUGAAAAAUAUGUAUCUUCAUAUCAUCUUCUUAAACAUCUAUGUGAUCCCUACAAGGUGUCAGAGUUCAUUUGUUUGACGCAUUGAGGAAUCCGUGGAUUAGCUUUCUCAGUUGAGGUUUUGGCGACAAACACUGUAAACCGUUGAUAAUAAUGGUAUCUUUCAAUUGCCUAGAUGUGAUGUGAUGAUUUGGUUGAACCCUUUGUAACUGGUAUGACCGUAGUUUUGUGACAACGAACCCUGUCUUAUGUUGAUUAUGGCCCAGGAACAGGGAUAGUAGAGAAUACGGUAUCUACCGUUCUCCAUUUUGACUCCCAUAUGACUUGCAAACACUUGGCCGUACGCCUCAUGCUGGCAAUGGUAGAGACACCAUAUAUCAUCAGUGUUGUAGUUAAUGUGCAAGCGUUGACUUUUGCAGAUGCCAAAAAGCAGUUAGAAGGGGUACCUAUUAUUGGUUGUUUUUUAUCCAAUAAUAUAUCAGUUUAUUUGUUAGCUGCCUGAAAACUGAAUAGAGGAAUACAAUAGAAUGGAAGUAUCUAGUGUCUAGAAAACUUACGAGGAGAUAAUUGAUAUCUAUACAAUAGAUAUAUCACGGCUUUACGAGAAAAAAGAUAAUUGUAUGAAAGAGAAUUGUAUCUAUAUGUCAAGAAGAAUUACCCAGAGAUAAAUGUUCUGUAUACAAUGGAUAUAUCGUGACUUUUUUAAAAUUUCGAGUUUUUAGUCUGAAAAUUGAAAAGAGGACUAAAAGAUAAUAUAAGUAUCUUCUUGCCGAGAAAAAUUGCUUGGGGAUAAUUUGUUUCUAUUUUCUGGGUGUAUCAUGAUUUAUUUUUGUUGGAAUUUCUUCUUAUAGUACGAAACCUAAAUAAAGAAUGAAAGAGAAAAGUAUCUGCUUGCCAAGAAAAAUUACAAGGAGAUAAUUUGUUUUACAUAUGAUGGAGAUGUCAUGACUUUGCUUAGAUUUCGAGUUUUUAGCCUUAAAGCUAAAUAGAGGAAUAGAAAAGAAUACUGGUUCUGCGUGGUUGUUCUACAUGAUGUGCGAGGAGAUAAUCAGGGUCUACAUGAUGGAGAGAUUAUAAUUUUGUUGAAAAUCUUGAGUGUUUUAGUCUGAAAGCUGAAUAGAGGAAAUAAAAGAGAACAGAAGUGUCUGCUUUCCUUUCCAAGAAAAAUUACAAGGAGAUAAUUAGUUUCUUUAUGAUUUAUAUAUCAUAAUUUUUUUACUUUCAAUUUUUUAGUCCGAAAGAUAAACAAAGGUGUAAAGAGAAUAGAAGUAUCGGCAUGUUAAGAAAAACUAGGAGAUAAUCAGCUUCUAUAUAAUGAAUGGAUUAUGAUUUCAUUGAAAUUUCGAAUUCUGAGUCAGAAAAAUUACAAGGUAGAUAACUUUGUUGACUAUUCUGAAAUCUUGUGAGUAUACUCCACUGUUUCAAGAGUCUGUCCAUGAUAGUGUUUGUUUAUACUCUAAAUUUCUAGUAUCUAGUGCUUAUAUAUGUAUGUGUGUGUGUGUGUGUGUAUGUCUGUCACUAUAUGAAUGAUGGGGUUAUUGGUGAAAAAAAGUCAACGAGUCGAACAAAGUCAGCGGGGCAUUGACUUCUGUAGCUGACUUGAAGGGGAUCAUUAAAGCACGAAAUACUUCAGCAGCUAUAGAGUGCAGCCAUUUCAUCAUCAGCAAGUGACCCUAUGAUUUAAUUUCAGACUAAUGGAGCAUCUCCGGAAGUUUUUCCUCCCAAGUCUGCAAAUAAAUACUGCAAUGCUUUCUGGUAUAUCUGGCGGAGCCAUUCAUCUCAUGAGGUGGCUAAGUUCUUGUUAUGGAAGAGGAUCACAUGCUAUAAAUAUUCAAUUUGCUCGUGAAUAUCUUCUCCUCUGAAGAAAAGUCAACUCUGAUUCAGAAGUCAAACCGUAGACCAAAACCCUGUUUUUUUUUCCUUCUGAUACUUGGAAGCGUGAAAAUUAUCGCUCCAUACUAUGACCUGAUGAUUAGAAUCAUCAUCAUCAUCUUCUUCUUCUUCUUCUUCAUCUUCUUCUUUUGUUCACAAUAUCAUGGAGACCGCAAUUUAUUUCUACUUUUGGAAGGUCUGCCCUUUAUUCCUGGUUUUACUUUAUCAAUAAAUUAUGCCAUUUAAAGAGAUAUAAUUCCAUGCAGGAGCUGCUCUUCUCCUACAACAUAGGGGUGGACAGGACGGAUGAGAUGAGGAAGACGCUGAAGAAGUCCGCAGCCAGUGUGGGUCUUCAGCUCCCUGAUGUCUACCAGCCUUAG